AUGAUCGAUACAGAUGGAUUCUGUGUCCCACAAUCCCCAAACUACCGCAAUAAUGGUAAAUUAAUAGCUUAAGCGUUUUUGUUGUUUUUUAGGCGGUUUCAUCGAAUCUUGAAAACUAAAUUGUUAUGACAAAGUUUAGGUACAUGAAUGCAAAGUUUGUUUUGCGUUAUCCUUAACAAAAAUUUGAAUAGAACAAAACCGGAAAACAAUUUUAGUUGUUUAGAGAUACUGGACAAUUUUCACUUUCAAAGUUUGUCGUUGACGGAUUCCAGAAUCGCAGAUGUUGUUAUGAACCCUAUUUGGGAGAACCUCUGUUGCUGGGCGAACAAAGGCUUCAUCAGAUUUAUAAACGCCAAAGAAUGCGUUAACAAUGUUUUGCACCAUAAAUUCUACAUGAAACAACAAGAAUUAGCUCAGAAUGGUAUUCCUGCAGAUCCAGUUUUCGGUUUCCUUUGCUUAACAGGAAUUAACCAGAAGGAGGCAAGUGUAAUACAUUAUAUUUAUAUUGUCUUUGUUUAGGAGGUCGACUACUGCAGAUUCGGAGUGAAGACGGGAAUCAUGUUUAAUGGUGAAAUCGGCGAUGCAAACGAAGGUACGCUAUUCUUAUCUCACUGUUAAUAUAAUGUUUAUGAAUUUGCAACACAUUAUUUUUAUAAUAAACAAGAGGUUCAGGUGUGUACCUCUCAAGAUUUGCUGAUGUUGUACAUCCUGGCUUUUACCUCAACGAUCAGCCAAUCAAGAUCUUAAUCUGCCGAGUGUUACUUGGCCAAACAAAGAAAAUCGCUCCAUUGUCCAACAAGGCCGGCUGGAGUAUGAUUCCGGACAAAACGAAGAAUUCACAUAUUUGCAACGAUCCGCCCUUAAGGCUAAGUGAACAGCCUCCUCACAUUCGAUUCAGACACUCACAGGUGGGUUAAACAGGCCUUUACUUAAUUUACAUUGAUUUUAACUCAAUUUUGCAACCUAUGGUAAAUAUUAUUUAAAAACUCGGUUAUACCCAAAUAAAUAAUUUUUGCAGUUUAUAUAAUAUGUUAUGUUAUCUUUUUAAAUCAUACACAAAAAAUUCCCGAGAAAUCUACGGCAGCGGUGGAAAUGUUUUUACUACUGUUUUGCCGUUAUUGUUUUUCGGUUUAUCGAGGUUUAAAAUUGGAGUUUUUUAUAUGUUAAAUUAAUGUGUUCGGUUUUAGAUGUUUGUCUACGAGUACGACGAAGCCGGAAGAGCGACUGUUGAUCGACCAUCAACAAUCCUACCUUUGGCAGUGGCGUCCAUCGAGAUAACAAUGCCUGGGUAAGUCGUUUUAAAAAAUCUUUGUUUAGUGUGUACUUUUAUGUAUGUUAUAUAAUAAAAUAUAUUUAACAACUUAGAUUUUACAAAAUUUUAUGUUCUUUCAGCCCAGACCUUUUGUCCAUUCCCGCGUUGAAAAACUACAAUUCAAUAGCCUGGAACGGCACACUACAGAUGCAAACACAGACGAUCAAGCACGUUACCCUACACUCACACUUUCAGCACUUGCUGUAUGUUGGACCUCCAACUGGAUUAGACAACUUCAAUGUGCCAUAUGUGUUUUCAUACUCGAAGAUUUUGGCAUAUAAGCCAUUGAAUACGUUGUUGAACGACGACAAGAUUGGCAUAUUGAUGAAGUGUCCAGAAGUCGUGUUGAGGAAUCAGGACAAAUCGGAAGUCUUUGUUCAGUACUAUGUCAUGAAGUGUGACGAAAGUGAACACUUCGAAGAUCUUUGUGUGCUGUUGAAGAGGGAAGGCGUGGUAAGUUGUGUUAUAGUAUUCUUUAGUAUUAUCUCUAUUAGUUUUAAUUGUGUUAGUGCUGUUAAUUAAUAAUAUUAACUGAAAAAUGAUUGUUCAGCUUGGCUACAAACGAUUGGGGAACGGAACUAGAAUUUUUCUGAUCCCAAGUGGUGGACUGAGUUUGAAGAUGGGACUUACAAACUACGAGAAUACUGUACUUCAUUGUCUGUUCUUCUCUGACCGGUCUUACGAGUAUCUGAACGAGAAGGUGAACAUCAUUGGACAUUACUUACCGUAAGAGUUUUUAAUGUUUUGUUAUUGAUUUUGGGUUAAAUAUUAGUUUUUGCUGUAUAUAUUUGCUUCUUUACAUAGUUAUGUUAUGUUAAAACAAUCUUUCAUUAUUUGUCAUUUGUUAUCUUAAAUUUUAGACAAUCGGACAAGGUGCCGCCUGAAAUGUUGCUUGACUUUGGCGACACGGAAGUGACAAAGCAUCUUUUCAGUGUUGAACCACAAGAAAUAACGGCAGAGAAGAAGAACAGCACGGUAAAGCGACCGAAUUCCGAAAGCCCUCUGAUUCCUGACGAUCCAAAACUUCCAGAAUUUCAGAAGCAGCCUGACCUUCAGAAGUUGUGUAACGUUCAUCCAGAACCGCCUAGAGUGCAUAACGGACUAUCUCGACCUAUAACAACAUCGAUUCGACUGCCUGACUUGACUAAGCCUCCGCCAACUUUUGUUCCGCCAGACUUGACUACCCCACCUCCAAAUUUGGCACAUCUACCCCCGAAUAUGAACAAUCAUUUGAUUAGGUCUCCAGUUAUGGCACAGCCUCCAACUAACAUGAACAAGCCCCCACCAAACAUGCUCACCUCUACCGUCCAGCCUCCACCAAAUCUAACGACCCUUUCUCCAAAUCUAACCACGCCUCCACCGGACUUCUCCAAGCCUCCCCCUAACAUAGGUCUUAAACCGGGAACAGCCCCGCAGCAUAUCGACAGAAAUGUAUUAUAUGCGUCAUCUUUGUGCAGAAAACGAAUGCCAGAGCCUUCUGUCGCAGCCCCUCCAUUACCUAAAGUCAGGAGAGACGAUCAGCCGCAGCAGAACAUUGACAAUGUCAUUCAGCAACUGAAGGACGAGGACAAACAAAGUCUUCUGAAGGACCCGAGGAUGAUGGCAUUGAAACAGAGAGAUCCGGAGCGGUUCGUGGAGGUGGUGAAGGAGAAGUGCAUGAUGUCAAGGGUUCAGAUGAAUCAGCUUCGAGCUCCACAAAAGAACGCCAGUGUGGGACUUGUACCAGCUAGAAGGCCUGGAGUGCCUACGCCUCAAACUAUUGUUUUGAAUGAUGACAAUGAUCGACCUAGUCAAUCUGCGAAAUCUAGUCAUACAAACAUACCAAAAGCUUCUGUAGCGCCUACUUCAUCUGCUACGACAAAGACAGAGGAUGUUACAAGUAUUGGGCAGCCGGUAAGCUAAGUUUAUAGUCAUCAGUUUAUAAAUACUGUUAGCAACUUCUAAUAACAUUAUGAAUAACAUAAAUGACUUCAGAUUCAGCCCAUGAAAAUGGACAAUUCCGCAUUGAGUGGUAUCUUGUGCGGUAAAUGGUUCUCCGGUGAUGAAGGUUCUUCAAGUAAUUCAGCUAAGCCUGGCACUUCACGGUCCCAGACUCCGAACCACAAAGAAGUUGUUGUUAUCAUGGAUCCUGAUCUCGUCAUUGGAAAUACACUGUAGGUUUUAAUAUUUUUUAGCAAUUUGUUCGACAAAAAAUGUAAAAAAUGUGUUGAAUGUGUUUUUAAAAGUUAAUAUUGAUUUGUUUUAAUUCUAUGUCAUGGUGAUUAGUGACUUGUUUUAGUAGCGUUGUGCAAUUAAACGAUCUGCUACACGCUGCUACAGAACGAAACUCUCAAUCACCGAUUAAAAUAAAGAUAUUAUGGCACUGCUGUAACCAAGAAUGGCUGGAAGCAAACAAGUAAGUUGCUGUUGAUAAUAACUCAUGUUUUGUUAGUUUGAAGCUUUCCUAUACCUUAUCACUGAACAAAAUAUUGUUUUAGAGACAAUAAUAAAGAUUUGGUCAAAACUCAACGAGCCAAGUCUUUGUUUAACCUGGUCCACAACUACAGAACAGCCGGACUGAUAAAGGAUAUGGAACAUCAUUUGUGCGAUCAAGGCGUGAGGUCGGGCAAGAAGUACCUCAUCUGCUGCAUGAAUACCAAACGAAAAUAUUCAGAGGCCAGAGUCCCCUUUAUGUCAGGUAUGUUUCAGUUUGGAUGUUUUUGAGAAUAUAAUACUAAAAAUUUUAAAAAAAGUCGAAGGUUAUGUCAGAGAACGGUGUAGUUGAGUAUUUUACGAUCUUUUUGACUUUGAAUCUUUAUUAUCACUUGUAUUUAUAUUAGAAUCGAAAAUUGUUCAUUAGAUAGAGAUAUAGUUAUUUGAUUUCAGCCCACAUCAUCCCUGACACUGAGAUUGGGAAGACUUUCUUGACCAACCACUGCGAGCUGAUAACGCCAGAAGCUCUCAAAAACAGUAUUUUUAUUUUGUAA
Bursaphelenchus okinawaensis is the source of this 4278-nucleotide messenger RNA. The record is from the annotation of a GenBank genome assembly. Lineage: Eukaryota; Metazoa; Nematoda; Chromadorea; Rhabditida; Aphelenchoididae.